Molecule: messenger RNA, 1059 nt
Organism: Diaporthe citri
Lineage: Eukaryota; Fungi; Ascomycota; Sordariomycetes; Diaporthales; Diaporthaceae
Exons: 2
Coding region: 1-1059 (352 amino acids)
Molecular function (GO): hydrolase activity, acting on ester bonds
Source: RefSeq, a predicted model, not a curated record
AUGAAGCCUGUCACGCACGUCCUCCCCCUCGCCAUCGGGGCAGCAGCCUCCCCCAUCGUGUCCCGCCAGUCCGCACCCAACGCUUCCACGUGUGCGGCAACGACGGAAUGGGCGGGCUUCUCGGGCCUGAAGCACGCUUUCGUCUUCGGCAACUCGUACACGACCACCGGGUUCAACUUCACCCAGGAGCCGUACCCGCAGCCGGGCAACCCGCAGGGCAACCCUCCCUACCCGGGGUAUACCUCGGCCAACGGGCCCAACUGGAUUGAUUGCUUGACCGUCAAGUACAACCAGUCGCUCCUGCUCACGUACAACCUGGCCUAUGGUGGCGCAACUGUCGACUCGGACCUCGUCAAGCCCUACGAGGACACCGUACUAAGCGUGAAGCAGCAGGUGCAAGAUGAGUUCGUUCCGGGUUACACGGGUGCCUCACCGAGCGCCCCCGGGGCACCGGAAUGGGCCGGCGAGGACACGCUCUUUGCGGUGUGGAUCGGCAUCAACGACGUCGGCAACUCGUACUACAACGGCGAAGAUGCCACGAAUACUCUGUACGCGAAGAUCUUUGACGUGUACACCGGGCUCGUCGACACCCUGUACGAGGCCGGCGGCCGCAACUUCCUUUUCCUCAACGUCCCGCCCGUCGACAGGUCGCCGCUCAUCACCGAGUCGGGUGUCGAGGGCGCGGCGGCGCAGGAGAAGGCCGCCAUCGGGGUGUGGAACGGCAAGGUUGGGGACCUCGCUGCGUCGCUGAAGAGUAACCACUCCGAGGUCAAUGUGUGGGCUUUUGAUGCGAACUCGGUGUUUGAGGAGGUCCUUGAUGAUCCCUCCAGCUACCCGCAGACGAGUGGGUACACGAAUACUACUGGGUACUGUGAGGCUUAUGAGAACGGAACCUCUGACCCGGACAGCUUUGUUGAGAGCUGUGGUGUACCGGUCAACCAGUACUUCUGGUUGAACACGCUGCACCCGACGUACCCCGUGCAUGAUGUCGUGGCUGAGCAGGUCGCGAAGGCGUUGGAGGCUGGGCCGAAUGUCUGUGCCCAAAGUCGCCGCAGAUAG